UAUGAGCUUCUCAUCAAAUCUCAAUAUCUCUCUUCCCCUCACUUCUCUCUCACUCAAAUUUAGGGAUUUUAGAAUGGAUAGGAUGAGAAUAGUGGUGAUAUUUGUUAUAGCUCUGAUUCAUUUGAGCAAUGGAGAGUUUCAACGCUUUCAACACCCUACAAAAGCUGAUGGCUCUCUCCAAGUGUUGGUGGUGGGAGAUUGGGGAAGAAAGGGAGACUACAACCAAGCUCAACUUGCUAAUCAGAUGGGCAUCACAACAGAGAAAAUGGACAUUGAUUUUGUUAUAUCAACGGGUGACAAUUUUUACGAGGAUGGAUUGACUGACGAAAACGAUGCUGCCUUCCACAAAUCAUUCACUGAUAUCUACACUGCUCCUUCUUUGCAAAAGAUGUGGUACAAUGUGUUGGGAAACCAUGACUAUAGAGGUGACGCCUUGGCACAAUUGGGUCGAAUUCUCAAAGCAAGAGACAGCAGAUGGUUUUGUAUGAAAUCUUUUAUUCUCGACGCAGAAAUUGUAGAAUUUUUCUUCAUAGACACGACGCCGUUUCAAGACAAAUACUUCACAGAUCCAGAAAAUCAUGUCUACGAUUGGAGAGGUGUUCUUCCUAGAGAGAAAUACCUUUCAACCCUCGUAAAGAAUUUAGAGAGUGGACUAAAAGAAUCGAAGGCAAAGUGGAAAAUAGUGAUAGGUCAUCAUACAAUUAAAAGUGCUAGUGAACAUGGCAACACGCAAGAACUUGUCGAUAAGGUUCUUCCAAUCCUCGAGGCAAAUGGCGUUGAUCUCUACAUAAAUGGGCACGAUCACUGUCUACAACAAAUAGCUAGUUCUAAAAGUGCUCUACAGUUUCUGACUAGUGGGGGUGGAUCAAAGGCUUGGAGAGGUGUAUACAACUGGACCAACCUUAAUGAGAUGAAAUUUUUCUAUGAUGGUCAAGGCUUCAUGACUCUGCACAUUACUCCUCAUCAAAUUGAUGUCAAAUUCUAUGAUAUUUCUGGCAACAUUUUGCACAAAUGGAGUAUCUCACCACAGUCAUCCAUCGUUUCCAACCUCUAAAUCUAUAUUAUUUAUUGGUUGGUUUCUUAAUUAUGUUAAACAAACUAAUAAAGUAAAAUCAUUACUUGGGUUUAUGUUGUAAAGAAGUUAUAUAUUGACAUGGCAAUUUAUUUUGUUAAAUAAAUAUAUUGUACUAAAUUUAA
Molecule: messenger RNA, 1197 nt
Organism: Salvia splendens (bonfire salvia)
Lineage: Eukaryota; Viridiplantae; Streptophyta; Magnoliopsida; Lamiales; Lamiaceae
Product: purple acid phosphatase 4
Exons: 7
Coding region: 2-1054 (350 amino acids)
Molecular function (GO): acid phosphatase activity
Source: RefSeq, a predicted model, not a curated record